UGGAGGGAGCCCCAGCUAGAACAGCCAGAGUGUGACCAAUGAGCACCCCAGAGGGGCAAGACAGUCAUUUCCUCCCAGCUGCCUGCAUCUCUUCUUGAGGCUUUUAAAAGCACGGCCCAGACGAUAGAAGGGACCUUCAGGCAUCCGUCUUGGUCCUACAGAACCCGGGAGGAGCCAGGACAUGGAACCCAUAAACAAAAGCGCCAACGACUACAGCAAUUAUGAUAACUACCCUGAUGAGAUCAUAAACCUUGAUGUGCCUGUGGAUGGUGGUCCCCCUCAGCUGUGGCAUCCUGAGGAUAUUGUAGCCCUGAUCAUCUACUCGGCUGUGUUCCUGGUGGGAGUUCCCGGGAACACCCUGGUGGUGUGGGUGACCGCAUUCGAGGUCAGACGUACCAUCAAUGCCAUCUGGUUUCUGAAUCUGGCGGUGGCCGACCUCCUCUCCUGCGCGGCACUGCCUGUCCUGUUCGUGGCCCUUAUAAAGAAUGACGACUGGCCCUUCAGCCCCAAGACCUGUAUAAUCCUACCCUCACUUAUUCUGCUCAACAUGUACGCCAGCAUCCUGCUGCUGGCCACCAUUAGCGCCGAUCGUUUCCUGCUGGUAUUCAACCCCAUUUGGUGUCAGAAGGUCCGAGGGACCAGCCUGGCGUGGAUGGCCUGCGGAGUGGCCUGGGUCUUAGCACUGCUUCUCUCCAUCCCGUCCUUCCUGUUCCGUGAGGUGUACAAAGAACCCUUCUCAAAGAAGUCUAUAUGUGGCACUAACUAUGGGAAGGGUGGCAUCCACAAGGAGAGGGCUGUGACCAUCCUGCGGCUGAUCAUGGGCUUUGUGUUGCCUCUGCUCACGCUCAGUCUCUGCUACACCUUCCUCCUGCUAAGGACCUGGAGUCGCCGGGCCACACGCUCCACCAAGACGCUCAAGGUGGUGGUGUCCGUGGUUACCUGUUUCUUUGUCUUCUGGCUGCCCUACCAGGUCACAGGGACCAUGAUAGGUUGGCUGCCCCGGUCCUCGCCCACCUUCUUGAAGGUGCAGAGGCUGAACUCCUUGUGUGUGUCUCUGGCCUACAUCAACUGCUGUGUGAACCCCAUCAUCUACGUAGUGGCCGGCCAGAGCUUCCAAGGGCGGCUUCGCAGGUCACUCCCCAGCAUCAUCCGGAAUGUGCUCUCAGAGGACUCUGUGGCCAGGGACAGCAAGUCUUUCACUCGUUCCACGGUGGACACCUCAACCCAAAAGAGUCAGGCAGUGUAGAGGACAUACCAGGACACCUCAACCCAAAAGAGUCAGGCAGUGUAGAGGACAUACCACCACUGGCCCAGCAGCUCCUUUUCCAGCCCUCCUCUUCCUUGUUUCUUCCUCCUUCUCUUUUUCCUUUUCCUCCUCUCCUGUCUCUUCCUGAAUCCUGGGAUUAUAUGUUGUAGAAUAUCAUUCCGGAGUGUGUGACUUUUGUUUGUUUAACUCUGUGAAGCUGUGUUACUGUGCCUGUCUAGAACACCUGGUGGUCUAAUAAAGAACUGAAUGGCCAAUAGUGAGGCAGGAGAAGGGAUACGCGGGGCUGGCAGGCAGAGAGAAUAUACAGAAGGCGAAAUUUGGGAUGCAAAAAGAAGUAUCCAGAGAAGGAGGCGGACUCCAGGGGCCAGCCACCCAGCUCCACAGCCAGCCAAGGACUAAGAGUAAGAUUGACAGAAGUAAGAGAACGGGAAAAGCUGAGAGGCAAAAGGUAGACAGGAUAAUUUAAGUUAAGGAAGACUGACAAGAAACAAGUCAAGCUAAGGCUGACAUUUAUAAUUAAGAAUAAGCCUCCGUCGUGUGAUUUAUUUGGGAGUUGGGUGGUGAGCUCCCCCCCCAAAAGAGCAAAAACAAACAACAGCAAUUAUAGGAAUAAAUUCCUUUGAAGAGAAACAUCACAUUAAGAUAUUACUUGGCUUUCGUUUCUAAGAGAGACCUUUGCUGUACUGUCCACUGGCUUGCCUGGGCAGAUGCACAUGUAAUAUGAUGACCUCUGGGGGCAGGGUAACCAGAGAA
Molecule: messenger RNA, 2020 nt
Organism: Peromyscus eremicus (cactus mouse)
Lineage: Eukaryota; Metazoa; Chordata; Mammalia; Rodentia; Cricetidae
Gene: C5ar1
Product: complement C5a receptor 1
Exons: 2
Coding region: 182-1246 (354 amino acids)
Biological process (GO): complement receptor mediated signaling pathway; phospholipase C-activating G protein-coupled receptor signaling pathway; inflammatory response
Cellular component (GO): plasma membrane
Molecular function (GO): G protein-coupled receptor activity; complement component C5a receptor activity
Source: RefSeq, a predicted model, not a curated record